UGGCUCUUUGCCACUGGGUUUGGUCCAUCGUGAGGGCCACUGGAUCUGGUCUAAAGAGAGGAGCUCGCUUCUUCUCAAGUGGAUCUUUCUCUAUCAUAUGCUUAACUGAAAGCAGGUAUCUUGGUGGAGCCUUUGAUGUUGAGUCUCUCGUUGAGUGUCUACUUGGGCAACUUGCUGCAAAUCAUCCGAUUAUUGUAAAUGUCUAUGAUGUUACAAACUCUUCUGAUCCUUUAAUCAUGUACGGACACCAGAACCCAAAUGGUGAUCCCACACUAAAGCAUGUUAGCAAGCUUGAUUUCGGUGAUCCAUUUCGUAAGCAUGAGAUGAUUUGUAGGUAUCUUCAUGAGGCUCCUAUAUCUCGGGGAGCAGUGACCACUGCAGUAUUUAUUUUUAUCAUCUUCCUCUUAAUUGGCUACACGGGUUACAAAUCCGCAAGCCACAUUAAUAAAGUAGAGGAUGAUUUUCAUAAAAUGCAGGAACUAAAGGUUCAAGCUGAAGCAGCUGAUGUUGCCAAAUCCCAGUUCUUGGCUACUGUUUCACAUGAAAUAAGAACUCCUAUGAAUGGGAUCCUAGGAAUGCUUGCUCUGCUCCUAGAUACAAAUCUGAAUUCAACUCAAAGAGAUUAUGCUCAAACUGCUCAGGCUUGUGGAAAAUCACUGAUAACAUUGAUAAAUGAAGUGCUUGAUCGGGCCAAAAUUGAAGCUGGCAAGUUAGAACUUGAGGCAGUUCCAUUUGACCUUCGCUCGAUAAUAGAUGAUGUUCUAUCUUUAUUCUCUGAUGAGUCCAGGCGCAAAGGUGUUGAGUUGGCCGUCUUUGUUUCUGAUAAAGUGCCUGAAAUUGUUUUGGGGGAUCCUGGAAGAUUCAGACAAGUGAUAACAAAUCUGGUCGUAGCAUUUCUGGGUCACGUUGUAUCAGCAGAGGGAUUCAGGUGGACCCGAGAAGAUACAAGCAGUCAGAACUGGCCUCGACCAGCAUCAGCUACAGAGAUUCGGAGUUUCUUCGGG
This is a messenger RNA of Nicotiana attenuata, 1004 nucleotides long. Its product is annotated as histidine kinase 4-like. Lineage: Eukaryota; Viridiplantae; Streptophyta; Magnoliopsida; Solanales; Solanaceae. The transcript is spliced from 7 exons. Gene Ontology annotation, molecular function: phosphorelay sensor kinase activity. The annotation marks the transcript as partial. The record is from RefSeq and is a predicted model, not a curated record. Gene Ontology annotation, biological process: signal transduction.